Molecule: messenger RNA, 2511 nt
Organism: Colius striatus (speckled mousebird)
Lineage: Eukaryota; Metazoa; Chordata; Aves; Coliiformes; Coliidae
Gene: NAALADL2
Product: N-acetylated alpha-linked acidic dipeptidase like 2
Exons: 14
Coding region: 1-2406 (801 amino acids)
Source: RefSeq, a predicted model, not a curated record
AUGGAGGAAAAUGGCACCCUAUUGUUGCAGUCUAUUAAAAAUGAUUUGUUGAAAAUUGACUUUGAAUAUAAAAAGAUGGCCUAUCACAAAGUGAACGCAGACCAGAGAGCACAGGGGCAUUCUCCGUACCUUGACAACGAUGAGCUCCAAGCCACAGCGCUGGAACUGGAAUGGGACAUGGAGAAAGAGCUGGAGGAGCCAGGCUUUGACCAUUUCCGACUGGACAGUGCUGGUCAGCAUCACCCGGGAAACUCGCAGAGCCCUGACCUUGAUCUCGAGCCCAUCCAGCCAUCAUCUUCUCCAAAGGGAAGGUUCCAGCGGCUUCAGGAAGACCCCGACUACGUCUCACACUAUACGAGACAGGCACCAAAGAGCAACCGCUGCAGAUUUUUUCAGAUACUGAAAGUAUUUUGCACUGCUUUGAUUUUAUUUAUUUUUGGAAUCGUGAUAGGAUAUUAUGCACGAAAAAAAUGCCCUUCUCCCCCAGCAUCUCAAGAACCAAAUAACCCUCAUAUCUACCACGAAAUUCUCAAGGAAAUCAAAGCUGAAAACAUUAAACAGAUUUACAGAGAUUUGUUACAGUUCCCUAAAGAAGAUGAUGUAGACACUGCAAUGAAAAUUCUGCUUCAGUGGAGUUCCCAAGGCCUUGAAGAUGUCCGGCUGGUAAAUUACUCUGUUUUGCUUGACCUACCGGGCUCUUCUUCAAACACAGUAACUCUGAAAAGCAGCGGUGAAUGCUUUUAUCCUAGUGGACAGCAGUGCAACAGAGAGACCAAAAUGCUUCAUAGCCAAGACCUGUACUCAUAUGCAGCUUACUCUGCCAAAGGGAUUCUUGAGGCAGAACUUGUUGAUAUGCAGUAUGGGACUGUGGAAGACUUGGUCCGGAUUCAAGCCAUUACAAAUGUGACCAAAAAAAUUGCACUUUUGAAGCUAGGACAAUUGCCCUUGCUUUAUAAGCUUUCUCUGUUAGAAGAUGCAGGGUUUGGUGGUGUUCUUCUUUAUGUUGAUCCUUGUGACUUACCAAAGACUACAGAUCUUGCUGAUACAGCUUUUAUGGUUUCCUUGAACGGCGGAGGAGAUCCAUCAACACCCGGUUAUGCCAGUAUUGAUGGAAGCUACAGACAAAAUCAACUAAACCUGACAACACUGUUAGUACAACCAAUUUCUGCAGUGCUUGCCAAAAAACUCAUUUCAUUACCUGGAGAUACUGUCCAAAAAGAUAGGUGUAUACCCCUCCGACUGACAUCUACAGGAAAAAAAAUAAUCAGUCUGAGUAUUCAGUCUGUCACAACUUACAAGACAGUUUCUAAUGUUAUUGGAUAUUUAAAAGGAACUGUAUAUCCUGACAGAUACGUGAUCAUUGGGAGUCAUCACAAUGGUUUGAAUACUCUUGGUGGACAAGAAUGGGCCAGUAGCACUGCUAUCAUCACAGCAUUUAUACAGGCCUUGAUGUUGAAGGUUAAGAAAGGCUGGAGACCCGACCGGACCAUUGUUUUCUGCUCAUGGGGAGGAACAUCAUUUGGGAAUAUUGGUUCAUAUGAAUGGGCGGAGGAUCUCAAGAGAGUUCUUCAAAGAAAUGUUGUGGCUUACAUUAGCCUCCAUAAUCCAGUCAGAGGCAACUCAACUUUACACCCUGUUGCAUCCCCUUCUCUUCAGCAACUGGCAGCUGAGAGUCAGAGCUUCAACUGUGGGGAAAAGAGCAGAUGUCCAGGAUCUAAUGUGAGUUCUGUGCAGAUACAGGGAGAUGCGGAUUAUUUCAUCAACCAUCUUGGAGUACCUACCAUGCAGUUUUCUUAUGAGGACAUCAGUACAUCAGAGAAUUCUGCCUUUCUCUCUGAAGCUCUUUUUCCUCUGCAUACAACAAAAACUGAAGAGCUGGAUCCCUCCUUCAGCCUACAUGAAACCAUUGCAAAGCUAACAGGACAAGUGACUUUGCAAAUUGCCAAUGAACCAGUUUUGCCGUUUAAUGCCCUCGACAUCGCAUUAGAAGUUCAGAACAAUCUUAAAGGUAGUGAGGUAGAUGUUCCUCAGCUGCUUGCAGUGGCAUCAUGUCUGAGGGACUCUGCAGAAUUGUUCCAAUCAGAUGAGAUGCGCCCAGCGAAUGACCCCAAGGAGCGAAUUCCUGUCAGAGUCAGGAUGCUCAAUGAUGUGCUACAGAGCUUGGAGAAAAGCUUCCUGGUUCAUCGAGCUCCUCCAGGAUUUUACAGAAAUAUUCUGUACAGACUAGAUGAAAGGACAAGCCAGUUCUCAGUACUGCUAGAGGCACUGGAGCACCGCAAACUACAUCAGUCAAAUGAGACCAUUCAAGCAGCCUUGUCAGAGGUGCUGAACAGCAUCAAUUCAGCUCAGGUUUACUUCAAAGCAGGACUUGAUGUGUUUGAGACUACCUUAGCUGGAAAGAAAUGAGAAGAUUUUCUGCAUUCUAAGGCAUCUGUUUACAACUUGCUAAACAAACGUUCAACUUGGACCAGAAUUUCUGUGAGGAUAAAACCUUUCUCAACUUUUCUUUCA